ACCCGUCCCCGGCGCCCCGACCCGCGCUGGACCCGAGGCCGGACCGGCCGCUGCGCAGCCGACGCCAGCCCGGGGCGCCCGCCGCAGGCACCAUGGGCGCUGCCCACUCGGCGUCCGAGGAGGUGCGGGAGCUCGUGGGCAAGACCGGCUUCUCCUCAGACCAGAUCGAGCAGCUCCACCGGAGGUUUAAGCAGCUAAGUGGAGACCAGCCCACCAUUCGCAAGGAGAACUUCAACAACGUCCCUGACCUGGAGCUCAACCCAAUCCGAUCCAAAAUCAUCCGUGCCUUCUUCGACAACAGGAACCUGCGCAAGGGGUCCAGCGGCCUGGCUGACGAGAUCAACUUUGAGGAUUUCCUGACCAUCAUGUCCUACUUCCGGCCUAUCGACACCACCAUGGACGAGGAGCAGGUGCAGCUGUGCCGGAAAGAGAAGUUGAGAUUUCUGUUCCACAUGUAUGACUCGGACAGCGACGGUCGCAUCACCCUGGAAGAAUAUCGAAAUGUGGUGGAGGAGCUGCUCUCCGGAAACCCGCACAUCGAGAAGGAGUCGGCCCGCUCUAUCGCCGACGGGGCCAUGAUGGAGGCGGCCAGCGUGUGUGUGGGGCAGAUGGAGCCUGACCAGGUAUAUGAGGGGAUCACCUUCGACGACUUCCUGAAGAUCUGGCAGGGGAUAGACAUCGAGACCAAGAUGCACGUGCGCUUCCUUAACAUGGAAACCAUCGCCCUCUGCCACUGACCCGCCUGCCCCCCGAAGCCGUGCCCGCAGCCUCCCGCAGGGCCCGAGGCCGCAGGUGUCCUUCGGCCACCGCUCUUGUAAAUAGUCCCCAGUCCUCCGCUGUCUCGUUUUCCCGAAGGUGUGGUACGUGGAACUUCGCUGUUUUUAUCUCUAAUAAAAAAAGAAAAUGGUUGGUUUGUUAAAGAACGUGGCUCCUGUCUGUUCCCCACGGCCACUUGGUGGUCUGGCCACUUGGUGGCACGAGGCUGAAAAGGAGCAGGCAGCGGCUAGUUUCCAAAGGCUGGUUUGGCAGAGAGGAGGUUUUUUCCUGCUUUUUCUGGUUUAAUUUGGGUGAAGUGUUGGCUCUUUUCGCCACACGAGUGCUGGGCAGUCAGGUGAGGCAUGGCAGCUCCCCGCUCCAUGGUGGCCGGGAUGUGGGUGGCAGGGCUGCCGCGGUGUCGUGACCGAGUGUCUGGGCCGGAGGAGAGGGCGCGGGGGACCCGCGGUGACGUGCCUGAGGAGGCCUGGCUGCCGACGCCCUCCCGGGCCCAGCGUGGGGCAGUCCCCUGUGGUGGUGGCAGCAGGGGAGGUGACUGUCCCAGGUCAGUGGCUCCCAAAGCUCCAGAGUCCCCUUCUGAUUCAGGGGCGGGCUAUGCUGGGGGCAGGGAAGUGAAGGUUGUCCAUCCAGUUGGGGGCUGUGGCCGGUGGGUCAGCAGGGGCCGGCUUGGGCUCAGUGCUCAGAGUCGGCGCUCAGGGGGGCCGGCGUGGCUAUGGUCACUGUGGUCACUGUGGUCACUCGCUGCUGGUGGUGUUCCAGGCCUCCUCGCUCAGUUCCUUCCGUCCACACUCACCGGGAGGUUCCUUCCUAGCCUCCCGAGAAAGUUCUGGUAACUGACAACAGCUGUUACUGGUAUUCUGCAUUUCCAUGGCUUUGUUACUAGGUGUGCGUCGGGGUUCAGAACAUGGAGAGGUGCAGGAGGGCACCCCACGCGGCUUGAUCCUGGGCCCACCAGGCCCUGGCUUGCCCUUCCCGGAGGCACUCAGGUCAGCCCAUUUCUUCGACAUCUUUCCAGGGCCGUUCAUGCGGACACGACUGCAGUGCUGAGGAUUUAAGUGAGAAGCUGGAACCAGGCAGUGAGGCGGGGUGAAGGGGAGCGUGACCGUGUUUGGGGCGGAAGUCCCGAGGCUGGUGCACCUUGGUGGUGGGGGUUUGGCAAACGCUCAUUUAGGACCUUGGAGGUGAGAGCGGACCCUUGCUGGCGUCCUGUUGGUAGUCUGCGCGUAGCAGGACUGCCCCCCGGACCCCGGGGCCUGAGGGAUGCUGGCCUCCACUCCUCCAGGUCAGGACAGACGGCUGUCCGGCAGCGCGGCCCCGUCUGUGCGGAAGUAGAGAGCCGUCUGAAGUCUCUCCCAGAGCUCUGCUGCUUAGACUAGCACUUCUCGAGUGUUUUGCCAUUUCCAGAGCGGUAGGUGGGGGGCGAAGGCAGAGGCCUCGGCUUCCUCCCCUCCAGGUGCCCGCCAUCAGGUGGGCCGAGGAGUGGGACACGGGGCCCCUGCCUGCCCCGGCUGCUCGGGGAUCGUCCCGCUCACGCCAUCGGUUUCGCGGCUGCCAGUGGGAUGGCCUGGUGCGUGGAAUCCGGCGCUCUGUCAGCAGCCUCCCUGCUGGGGGAGCCCCCUGCAGCCUCGCGGAGGCGGCCUUCCCCGCCUUCCCCAGCCCCGGCACGCGGGACGGGGACCCCCUGUGCCUUUGAGCAGGACGGCUGGUGUGGCGUCCGUAGGCCUGGAUCUUCUGGGACUCUCCCAGUCGGCUUUGAUGUUGUGCUCCUCCACAAAGGCAGUUCGUUAGUGUAAAGUGUUUUGUAUAAAUAAUGAAUCUUCCAUCAGCCCCUGUGGCCUGAGUUUUAGUUUGGGAGACGUGGGCAUACGUGCGUCCC
This is a messenger RNA of Mirounga angustirostris (Northern elephant seal), 2650 nucleotides long. RefSeq names its product tescalcin (gene TESC). The transcript is spliced from 8 exons. The record is from RefSeq and is a predicted model, not a curated record. Gene Ontology annotation, biological process: protein localization to plasma membrane; regulation of cell adhesion mediated by integrin; positive regulation of sodium:proton antiporter activity. Gene Ontology annotation, cellular component: nucleus; cytoplasm; plasma membrane. Bases 93 to 737 code for a protein of 214 amino acids. NCBI's taxonomy places the organism in Eukaryota, Metazoa, Chordata, Mammalia, Carnivora, Phocidae. Gene Ontology annotation, molecular function: phosphatase inhibitor activity; calcium ion binding.